UAUAUGGUGUCUUCCUCUUUUUGAAAGCAUAUGUUAUGUAUCUAUACCUCUAUGUAUAGACACACGCAGAUACACAGAGUGCUUGUUGCUCACUAGUAUAGGAACCAGCUGGGAAGGGUGCCGAAACUUUUCUUUGUGGAGUUCUUCCCUGCCCCCCAAAGACUAAUAAUACUUUGGGCAAUUUUGCUUUCUAGUUAGUGUUUUCCUCCCAAUUAAAAAGAAAGAGGUCACCCCAGAGAUGAGAAAACAAUUCCACAGCAGGCAGCGGGUUGGCCCCGGGUCGCACAGGUCCUGCAGGAGGAGCGGGUUGUGGGUGUGGGCUCGGAUGAUAUUGAAGCCAGCCUGCUGCAUGGAGGCCCCUGCUCCUGGCUUGUUUUCCCUCCACAGGCUGGCUCUGUGGGCUGCGUUCCUGGUCCUCUCUGCUCGCCAUCUGUUGAGGAAGCUGCGUUGGGCUGUUCGCGGUGCCUCCCCCCACGUCUAAUUUAACGAGCCACCCUUCUCUCAAUAGGCAUCCCCUUUAUUUCCAGGGGUCAGCCUCCUGAUGAAACCCCUUUGCGGGAGACAGAUGGUCCUGACAAGCAGAUUAGUUGCGCGUUGGGAGGCGAGAAGGUACUAGGAGGGAGCGUGCAACAGUGAAGAGUGGGUGGCCUCAGAAUAGAAAUUCAUGAAGCAUCCAGGAAGGUAAUUUUAAACACUGCUCCUCUCGAGGCUGUGGUUUGGGGGUGAACCAAGCUGAAGAAGCUGGCCCGGCACACGUCAGAAAGGCUUCCUUCCCUGUCCGUCUGGGGAGGGAGGGGUCUGCUUAGCUCCCCUUUGCGUUGCUCUGAACUCUGUGCACAGCUAUGCCUGCUUGUUCCUGUGCUGGCUUAGACCUCUAGGAACUGUCGGGGGUCCGUUAGCAAGGUCAUUCUCCAGAGCCAGUAGACCUGAGCUCAAGUGCCAGCCAUGUCUCUGACCCAUCAUGUGACCUUGGACAAGCCACUUCCCCUCCUUUGGGCUGAGCUUCUAACACUCCUAAAUCAGGGGAUCAGAUGAGGCGAGUCCUCCUGUCUCUCACAGCUCUAGAACAUUCUGUGAGUAAUAUGCCCAUAUAUGCUGCUUGCAGGGAGAGAGUUGUGAGCUGGACAAAAGGCCCCAGAAGUGGAGGCACUGUGCUUUAGGGCUGGCCGUCUACCACCGGGCGUACCUGAGUGUGGGUCCUGCUCUCCUCUCACCAGCCUGGAGUCGGGAGGAGGUGGCGCCCGUUUUGAGCCUGAAUUCCCACCCGUAAAAUGGGGCUAACCCAACUUGCCUUGCAGGAUGAUGAGGAUUUGUGAAAAUAGGGUAAAAUUCCUGGCACAUGGUGGGUGCUCAUUAAACCAUAUUAUACACUUAGUUGUCGGCAUUCCCACCCCUGCUUUUUGCUUUAGCUGGAAAACGUGUUCCACGUUGGCAGGGAAAUGGGCAUUAUCUCGCUUUAUGGAUGCCACUUCAUAGAAAGCAUUGGCGCUGGGCCUUAACAAACCUUUCCCAAAGCAACGUGUGUUCCUUCGUCAUGUCAUUCUGAUUCUGGUUAACAUCCAUCCAUCAUUUACAGCGUGCCACGCAGGUGAUAACUCUAAUCUCCUUUAAUCUUCGUGAAACCCUGUGAAGUGAUAGGGACUAUUGUCUCCACUUUAUAAAUUAAGAAAUCGAGGCUCUGGGAAGUGAAGUGAGGUGCCCAAGGUCACACAGUCAGUAAAUGGUAAAGCCACGACUGUGUCACCUCUUUCAGGUCUUCUACUCUUCGUCCUUCCUCAUGAAUGUGUGCUUUUCAGAACAGGGGGGUGCCUUAGAGGACCAAGAAAAGCUGCGAAACACUUGAAUCAGACAGGAAAUCACACACUUGAAUUCCUUAACAUGGUAGAUUUUCCAAGUCAGAGAUAUUCGCGAUCGGCCCCAUACAGUGCUGUGGCUUGGCAGACCCUGCGAGGUGCUGGAGGCCCCUCGCCCUAUGGGCCACGUGAUUCAGCUUUGUCUUGUUUAUUGCAAGUGACCUUGAGUUACCUAAAACUCAGCGAAAUGUGUUCUUAAUUUGCCCUUUUAACAAUGCUGAUUUCUCCCCUGGAACUGAGAUUUAAAUACCCCUUCCUUCUGUGUUGUCACUCAUUUAAAAAGCAGCAUCCUAAGAAACCCCAACCCUGAACCCUCGUAAUUGCGGGGUAGGGUGGAGAGGGAGGGGUACUGGAUAGGAAGUCAUGCCCUCGCUCCUGGCAGCGUUCUAGGUUGCUCUGGUUAGAAUCGGGAGCUGGGCUGAAGACUUGCCUGCUGCCGGCCGGUUACAAAGCGAAACAGCGCCUGCGUUAGCCAAGAGGCUCGGCUGUCGAGGGUGCUGCCUUCAGUUUGGGGCGUCUGAGGCUCCCAGUCGGCGGUGUGAUCAGCUGGGCUCUCACGGCCUCUUCCUCUGUCCGGCUGGAGAACAGCUGGGGGGCUCCUGAGGUGGCUUGCUUUCGUCCCCACCACUUGGGCAGCUGCCGUCCAUGUCGGCCUUUGAUGUCUGCCGGGGGUUUGGAGCAGAGAGAGGCCUGGAAAUGCUCGUGGGUCAUAGUGAACUGGAGACAGGCUCCUUCUCCCCCCUCCUCUGUCUCACAGCAGGGAAAAAAGUACAAAGAGCUUCCAGGAACAACUAGGGAUUUUUUUUAAGGCUCUUACACAAAGACUUGAACUUUGAGAGUGAAAUUGCCGUGGGGUUUCGUGCAGCGGAGUAUGUAAGAUUACGCCUGGGGAGGCGGGCGUGUGCUCGGAUGAGAGCUGUGGGCAGUGCGUUUCGCCUGGCAGUCCACGCAGGUGAGCACUGUGGGCUGUCAGAAGGGAGGAGGAAAGACGACAGCAGGUGGCAGUAAUUUGGAAGCUUGCCUCUGAGUGAGGUUAACCAGAAUGGAUCUGUCCCAAGCGUUAAAAAAGCAAGUGAAAGGGACAGAUCUCCUGUGCCUGGGGUCACAUGCCUAGUCAGUGCCUUAAUUGGACCCAGGAUAUGGGCCCCCUGACUUGCCACCAGUCCCCCAGGCUGCCUUUACAGGGUUAAUGUUUUCUUAGAGAUCAUUUGAGGGACCGAUAUUUUGGAUUCCAGAGACAUGAAUGAACAGGUGUUUUCAUUUACAUUUAAAAGCAAUAAAGAACAGGAAGGAGAUUUCUGGUAUUUGCCCUAUUUUAAAACCGACUGGAUAAAAAAGAAAAAUCUCGGUGGAGCUGUUUCCCUCUCCAUCUUGAUGUCCUGAUAAUGCAGGCUCCUUCUCUGAGAGGGCCAUUGGGCGGCGUCCCUUCCAAGUCUUCCAGGAAGCUGAUUUUUGGACACUGGCCACCUACUCAACGUGGCCUGCUGGGUGGCUCCCACGCCUGGGAGGCGGCCCUGGCAGUGUCCCUGGGCCCAGCCCAUGAGCAGGUGUGUCCCAAGUGAUCCUGCUCUGACUCCGACGCUGGGGAGACAGAGGGAAGGGGCUCCUGGGCGGUACAGGUCCCCAGUGGGCCAAGCGGGCGAAGCUGGUCCGGUACAUUUGCAAGCAGCGGCAGUGCAAGCUGAGCGUGGCUCCUGGCGAGAGGACCUCGGAGCUCAACAGCUACCCUCGCUUCAGUGACUGGCUUUAUACCUUCAACGUGAGGCCGGAGGUGGUGCAGGAGAUCCUCGGCGAGCUCACCCUGGACGCCCUGCUGGACAUGAAUGAGGCCAAGGUGAAGGAGGCGCUGCGGCGCUGCGGGGCCAGUGCCAAGGACUGCGGCCGCCUGCAGUACGGCCUCGCCUGCCUGCGCAAGGGAGGGGAACACAAAGAGGACUCGGGCUGGAGUUCAUCAGAUGCCCGGCGGGAAAGUGGCUCAGGGCCUUCCGCGGACACCCUCUCGCCAGCCAGCCUGCCCUGGCCCCCGGGGAGUGCCCAGCUGGGCAGAAUGGGCACCAGUGCCCAGGGCCCGCGCUCCGUCUCCGUUUCAGCUCUGCCCACCUCGGACUCCCCAACCCCUGGCCCUAGUGAGGGCCUUUCGGACACCUGUAUCCCCCUGCACACCAGCGGCCGGCUGACCCCCCGUGCCCUGCAUAGCUUCAUCACCCCCCCGACCACGCCCCAGCUUCGCCGGCACACCAAGCUGAAGCCGCCGAGGACGCCGCCCCCACCCAGCCGGAAGGUCUUCCAGCUGCUGCCCAGCUUCCCCACGCUCACCCGGAGCAAGUCCCAUGAGUCUCAGCUGGGGAACCGCAUUGAUGAGGUCUCCCCGAUGAGGUUCGAUCUCCCACAUGGAUCGCCACAGAUGGUACGAAGGGACAUUGGGCUGCCGGUGACGCACAGGUUCUCCACCAAGUCCUGGCUGUCGCAGGUCUGCCACGUGUGCCAGAAGAGCAUGAUGUUUGGAGUGAAGUGCAAGCAUUGCAGGUUGAAGUGUCACAACAAGUGUACGAAAGAAGCCCCCGCCUGUCGGAUUUCCUUCCUGCCACUCCCCAGGCUUCGGAGGACAGAAUCUGUCCCCUCGGACAUCAACAACCCGGUGGACAGAGCCGCCGAACCCCAUUUCGGAACCCUCCCCAAAGCACUGACAAAGAAGGAGCACCCUCCGGCCAUGAACCACCUGGACUCCAGCAGCAACCCGUCCUCCACCACGUCCUCCACGCCCUCUUCGCCGGCGCCCUUCCCGACAUCAUCCAACCCAUCCAGUGCCACCACGCCCCCCAACCCCUCACCCGGCCAGCGGGACAGCAGGUUCAACUUCCCAGCUGCCUACUUCAUUCAUCAUAGACAGCAGUUUAUCUUCCCAGACAUUUCAGCAUCUCCACAGGCAGCCCCGUCCCCUGACGCAGCGGACAGCACCCGGCUCGACGACCAGCCAAAAGCAGACGUGUUGGAGGAUCAUGAAGUGGAGGCUGAGGAGCCGGAGGCCGGCAAGUCAGAGGCAGAAGAUGACGAGGAUGAGCUGGACGACUUGCCAAGUUCUCGCCGGCCAUGGCGGGGCCCCAUCUCUCGCAAGGCCAGCCAGACCAGUGUGUACCUGCAGGAGUGGGACAUCCCCUUCGAGCAGGUGGAGCUGGGCGAGCCCAUUGGGCAGGGUCGCUGGGGCCGGGUACACCGAGGCCGCUGGCAUGGCGAGGUGGCCAUCCGCCUGUUGGAGAUGGAUGGCCACAACCAGGACCACCUGAAGCUGUUUAAGAAAGAGGUGAUGAACUACCGGCAGACGCGGCAUGAGAACGUGGUGCUCUUCAUGGGGGCCUGCAUGAACCCGCCCCACUUGGCCAUCAUCACCAGCUUCUGCAAGGGGCGGACGUUGUACUCGUUUGUGAGGGACCCCAAGACGUCUCUGGACAUCAACAAGACGAGGCAGAUCGCUCAGGAGAUCAUCAAGGGCAUGGGGUAUCUACAUGCCAAGGGCAUCGUGCACAAAGAUCUCAAGUCCAAGAACGUCUUCUACGACAAUGGCAAAGUGGUCAUCACAGACUUCGGGCUGUUCGGGAUCUCGGGCGUGGUCCGAGAAGGACGGCGUGAGAACCAGCUGAAGCUGUCACAUGACUGGCUGUGCUACCUGGCCCCUGAGAUCGUGCGCGAGAUGACGCCCGGGAAAGACGAGGAUCAGCUGCCAUUUUCCAAAGCUGCUGACGUCUAUGCAUUUGGGACUGUUUGGUAUGAGCUGCAAGCAAGAGACUGGCCCUUUAAGAACCAAGCGGCAGAGGCCUUGAUCUGGCAGAUUGGCAGUGGAGAGGGAAUGAAGCGUGUCCUGGCCUCCGUCAGCCUGGGGAAGGAAGUCACCGAGAUCCUGUCUGCCUGCUGGGCUUUCGACCUGCAGGAGAGGCCCAGCUUCACCCAGCUGAUGGACAUGCUGGAGAGACUGCCCAAGCUCAACCGGCGGCUCUCCCACCCUGGACACUUCUGGAAAUCUGCUGAGCGCUGGCGGAGCCGCUGCUACGGGAAAGGACGUUACGGUCACCUUGACUUUAAGAACUAUCCAGUUCUGGAGGAAUACAUUAACAGCAGCAAAGUUGUACCCCGGUUUGAAAGGUUUGGCUUGGGCGUCCUGGAGGCCAGUAAUCCAAAGAUGUAGCCAGAUGGUGCAGUUUUUCUGCCGAUGUCUUUCUUAAAUGUGUUUCUAAAACAUCCAAAAACCACCACCACAACAAAAAAACAACAUUCUUCGAAACGUCAGCCAUCCUUCUAAGUGCUGCAGACCAGGAGCACUGGGUCCUUCAUUCAGACUAUUUGUCCACGGAAACACUCAGGUCCCGGAGAUGGAGCUGCACCUGCUGUUUCUUAAAGUGACAUCACCAACAACCAGACCUGUCCUGACAGGCAGCGAAUGUUUACAUGUGUAUUUCUGCGGAGUGAGCUCGAUGUUUUACGAUAGGUAAUAAGAACGUUCUGUGCCGAGGUGCACUGGCACCGUCGGCCAGGGUGGCAGAAGUGGCUGUCCCUUCUGGAAGACCCUGUAGGCAGUGAGGAGCUCACGCUGGGCCAGAAGGAAGAAAAGCAUCCUGAUUGUGGCUGCUCUCGGGGAGGAUGGGAGGACUACAAGGUUUGACCCGGCCUCUGCUUUGGCCCCAAACCCUGUUAGUAGGGAAUCUCCCUCUGUAGGGUGCGCCCCUUGUCCUAUCAAGGGACACUAUACUUUCCUCCUCUUGACAAGGAAACCCUGGCUAGGAACAGAGCUGGAUUAUGAGCAUCGGGAGUUCCCUCUUGGGUUCUUUGGGAACCCAGGCUCCCAGAGAGCUUGGUUUCACCUCUGACCCCUGCAGUCCAGCCCAUACCUGCUGCAAAAGUAGAUGCCAAUAAAAUCCAAAUAACAUCUGUACCGAUCCAGUGGUUCCUAGUCAGGGUUCCCACUGCCUGGAGAGACGUUUCCUGCAUGAAGCCCCCAGGAAGGCACCAAGGGCUUGGGACUCGGGGCCUUGGCUUUUUAGACACAUCCCAGCCCCUGACUGACAUUUCACAGCAACUGUGUAUACCGUGAAUGCUUGAUUGGUGAGAACAAGGAAGGCAUGAGGAGGGAGAAGUAGCAGGCAGCGAGUCCCUGCGCCCACCUUCCCAGCCACAGGGUGACCUGGCCCUUGAGGUUCCCAUCCUCAGUCAUGCCAAGGUUUUGGAACUGCCCACCUCUUCCACUCCCCCAGUCCUAUUGGAACCCCUUAGCCCACUCUGCCACUAUCCGUGUUCCGUGCUCUUAGCUGAGAUGGGAGGCAUGGGUCCCCCACCCCAUUUGUUUAGAUGCACCUAGCCAGCCCACCGAUCUUCAGAGCCUUCCCAAGCACCAAGUUAGGCCUUCUACUUGUGUACGUUUGCACCAGGAGGGGCUAGACCAGGAAAGUCCAUGAUGAGAGCAUGUCAUGUCCUGCCUGUCUUCAGUAGAAGCUGUCGCCUAAAGAGAAAAGUUCCAAAUGGCAAAGCAGCCCUUUGGUGGACGUUGUCAUUAUUAGGCUGCAAACCCAGAAGUGAUAAAGGGUGAUGAGAAUGGAGAUAUGGGUUGGGUUCAGACCCAGAACCUCUGUCUGUGCUCUGAGCUAAGAUGGGAAAGCAUGUGGCCCUCCCACCCCUUUCAGUUCACUCCACCUAGCAAAGCCCCCAGUCUUCAGAGCCUUCCCUGGAGUCUGGCCAAAGCUCCUCUGCCUAGAAGCUGUGGGACCGCCUUCCCGUCUCCAGGCCAGGGACCCCUUGGCCAACUCCUGCUUGGAGAGAGAGCUUUGAGCAGCCAGCGCAAGGUACCCAGGCCUCCUGCUGCCCGUUGGCACCUUAACCCUUUGCAGUCAGGCUGUGGGGGGAAGACAGGAGCUGUACACCAGCUGGAUCUUUUCUCCUCUGCGGGACUAAUUGGCUCCAUCAUCCCUUUGGUCUCCCUCUGAGUCCUCUAUGGGAUCUCUCCGACCCAAAGCCACAUGGUGUGUGACCUCUGCCUCUGGCUAAGUCAGGCUCCUGCCCAGAUGCCCGUGCCUUCCCAGAGGUCACAGCUUGUGCAUGUUGGGGCCCUUCACCUUUCCCCUCUGAACCCAUGGACAUGCCGAUGAGCCCAGGGGUUGCACGGCAGCCGAGCAAGUCGGGCUCAACCCCUCCCUGGCCCCAACUCACAGCCAAAGGAAAGUCAUCUGGGUUUUGUUUUUCUUAUGUCACGCACUGGUCAGUUCAAGCAGCUUUCGUCGAACACCGGCAUGUCUUGUGCAAGUGCUGGGGGCCUGGCAAUGGGAGCAGUCACGGUCCCCACUCUUAAGGAGCUGAUGUUCUAACGGAGGAGACUUGAUGUCUGCCAGGAACCCCGAGGGUGGAGCUGAAGGACUGGGGGACACCAUCCUUUCUCUCCAGGCCCUGGUAGCCUCCUGACUCUUGCCCUGAGCCUCGGUACUGCCUGUCACAUAAGAGAAACGCCUGAGGAAAGUCCCCCACAUGGUCCUCUUCUCCUUCCCUCUGUCUGAGUGACUGUGAAUUGAGGUUAGGACCUGCUUGCCCUUCCUUCCAUGUGCUCUCCCCGUCUGCCCUGGAAACACAUGAAGGACGGCAGAUACUGUGAAUUCAGCCCUCACAGCCCACUGUGAAGGGGAUGGAUAAGCUGGGAGGGCCCCUGGUGAGAGAUCUGGGGGCUGUGGAGGUCCCCACUGGGGCCUGAGAGUGGACCCAAGCCUUGGUCCUUCAGGGCCCCCCAGUUCCCAGCCUCACCUCCAAAGCUCUAGGGUCUGUGUCGCUGCUGCCUGUAGCCCACUGAUCCACAGCCCCCUGGUCUCCAUCCAACUCAAGGUCUCCAGUCCUAGCGAGUUCCCAGUUAGUUGUGAGCAAUGUUUUGCAAAGUUGACCUCUCCGUGUCACCAAACGAAAGAUGUGUGUGGGGCCCUGCAAUCCCUCUGCCCUCCCAUGGCAUUUCUUGUGAUGACAGAGGGGAGGGGCGCGCCCCGUAUGCCUGUGCUGGUGGUCUGUAUUGAUUUGGGGGGCGGGUGGAGACGUAAAUGUGAAGCCGAUUAGGGAGCUAGUGCGAUGCUGCAUCGUUAGCCAGGACUUCAUCAGUGUGUGCAAACCCAGCGUCUUCUGUGGCCACGAGACACACACUUGCUUUUUUGAAUGUGAUGUAAAAUUUGUACAGUAAAAGUUUUUAUAUUUUCUAUUAAUUGCAUUUGUCUUCCAGAAAUGCUAUUAAUUUAAAUUAAAAUGGUUAGUAUUAACGAA
This is a messenger RNA of Equus caballus (horse), 9128 nucleotides long. The record is from RefSeq and is a predicted model, not a curated record. NCBI's taxonomy places the organism in Eukaryota, Metazoa, Chordata, Mammalia, Perissodactyla, Equidae.